This is a messenger RNA of Papaver somniferum (opium poppy), 1356 nucleotides long. RefSeq names its product transcription factor bHLH68-like. The transcript is spliced from 6 exons. Gene Ontology annotation, cellular component: nucleus. The record is from RefSeq and is a predicted model, not a curated record. Lineage: Eukaryota; Viridiplantae; Streptophyta; Magnoliopsida; Ranunculales; Papaveraceae. Gene Ontology annotation, biological process: regulation of transcription by RNA polymerase II. The coding region runs from base 215 to 1084 and encodes 289 amino acids. Gene Ontology annotation, molecular function: RNA polymerase II cis-regulatory region sequence-specific DNA binding; DNA-binding transcription factor activity, RNA polymerase II-specific; protein dimerization activity.
UUUUACUCUGUACAAAAACCCUUCCCUUUAUAAUUUCACCUUGCUCUGUCAAAGCUGUAUGUACUUUUAGUAGCAGGAGUUUCAAAAUUUCAACCUUAGUUUUUGUUUCUUUCUGUUACUUCAUUAAUUGGUUCAAAGACUUUAAGUAGAGGCUACAGAGAACCAACGGCCAGCAGAGAGAAAGGGGGUUUUGAUUUUCUGAAAGCUGUUUCUAAUGGGGACUAAUGAGAGUUUUGAUCAUGAAGACUCACUUUCCAGUUAUUCACAGUUACUUGAUUCUACUUCUCAAGAUAUGGAACAGAGUUUUAUGUAUUCAACUUUUCAUUCAUCACCAAAACCACCAACUAUGCUCUGUUUUGGUAAUGUUAACAACAACAACACUAGCAUCAGCAGUAUCAACAACAACAAGAAGAAGCUAGAUGAAGAGUUGGGGUUCGUUGACAGAGGAAAUAAAGUCAUUCAGAAAUCAGGAAUUACUGGUGGUAGUGAUUCUUCUUCUGCUUCUUCAAGUAAUAACAGUAGCAGUAGCAAUAGUAUCACUAAAUCAAAGAGGGGUCAAAUUGGAAACCUUAGACAGACAGAGCAAGAAGAUAGAGAGAGUGGGUAUGGUUCUAACAAUCCAAUCCCAAUACCAGGUUUAGGGAGUAGUACUAAUUCUCAAACAACCAAAAGAACAACAACAACUACUACUAAUAAGAAGCCGAAAAAAGAAACCCCACCUUCAGUUGGAGCACCUGUCAAGGUGAGGAAAGAAAAAAUCGGAGAAAGAAUUGCAGCAUUGCAACAACUAGUCUCACCAUUUGGCAAGACAGACACUGCUUCUGUUCUUCAUGAAGCAAUGGGGUACAUCAGAUUUCUUCAUGACCAAGUUCAGGUUCUGAGUUCUCCUUAUUUACAAAAGCUGCCCUUGUCUGGUCCAUUCGCAGAAGGAGGAAGAAGAGCAGCAGCAGGUAUUGGAACUGGUCUGAAGACUAGAGGGUUGUGUUUGGUACCAAUUGAGUAUACACUUCAUGUUGCAAAUUGUAAUGGAGCUGAUUUAUGGUCACCAGCAGCUGCCAUGGGAAACAUCAAGAAUGCCAAUUAACCGAUGAUCAGUAGAAUAAUAAGUUGAUAGUUUUCAUUUUGUCUUGGAAAUAUGUUUUUGAAUUUUGCAAAGUAGACGCUAGCUGUAGCUUACUACUUUUACAUGCAUAUAAAUAUGUGUAUAUGGCAUGUUCGAUGGUGCUUCAUCAGUUUUGCCCGGUAGUACUAAUGAAGAAGCAGUUUUAUACUAAGAACAGAAUGUUUGUGGCUGAUGCUUUGAUGCAUUUGACACACUACAACUUUUAAUUACAUGUUCCUAAACGUUUGUUGUUC